AUGGGCAUCUCGGGAUUGCUGCCGCUGCUCAAAUCAAUUACGAGGACGAAGCACUUGUCGGAGUACUCUGGCCAAACCGUUGCAGUGGACGGCUAUGUGUGGUUGCACAGAGGGACGUACGCUUGCGCCGUCGAACUCGCGAACGACAAACCUACGCACAAGUAUGUCGACUACGCCAUGGGUCGCGUUCGACUUUUGCGCCACUAUGGCAUCACUCCGUACCUCGUCUUUGACGGUGGCCCUUUGCCUGCAAAAAAGAGGACGGAGGUUGAACGCGCUAAGCGACGAGAGGAAAACCUAGCGAAAGGGAAGCAACUCGCAGCUCAGGGAAGGCACAGCCAAGCGCGAGAAUACUUCGUCAAGUGCAUAGACGUAACGCCCCAGAUGGCCUACCAGCUCAUCAAGGCACUGAAAGCAGAGAACGUUCCCUACGUCGUCGCGCCUUACGAAGCCGACGCGCAGCUCGCCUACCUCGAACGCACCGGCGCCGUCUCCGCCAUCCUCACCGAAGACUCGGACCUGCUCGUCUUCGGCUGCCGCCACGUCCUCUUCAAGCUCGACCACGUCUCCGCGACCGUCUCCGCCGUCUCCCGCUCCGACUUUGGCUCGCUUUCCUCCUCCGACAUCACCCUCCUCGGCUGGUCCGACGUCCAAUUCCGCGCGAUGGCCAUCCUGAGCGGGUGCGACUACCUGCCCUCCAUCCCGGGCGUCGGGCUGAAGACCGCCUGGGCGCUGUUGCGCAAGCACAAGAACGUCGAGAACGCCGUGCGUGCGCUGAGGCUCGAGGGCAAGAAGCCCGUGCCGGACGGUUACCUCGACGCUUUCCGGCUCGCAGAGAAGGUCUUCCUCCACCAGCGCGUGUACGACCCCGCCCAAGCGCGCCUCGUCCACCUGAACGACGUCUCGCCCGGCGAGCCCUGGGACGCGCGCAGCGAGGCCUACGUCGGCGCGUAA
Molecule: messenger RNA, 954 nt
Organism: Punctularia strigosozonata HHB-11173 SS5
Lineage: Eukaryota; Fungi; Basidiomycota; Agaricomycetes; Corticiales; Punctulariaceae
Product: PIN domain-like protein
Exons: 3
Coding region: 1-954 (317 amino acids)
Biological process (GO): DNA recombination; mismatch repair; DNA double-strand break processing
Cellular component (GO): nucleus
Molecular function (GO): 5'-3' DNA exonuclease activity; 5'-flap endonuclease activity; DNA binding
Source: RefSeq, a predicted model, not a curated record